AUGUUCCAACUUGGGAGCCUCGUUGUCUUGUGUGGCCUGCUCAUUGGGACCUCAGAAUCACUUUUGGGUAAUAUUGGCAGUGCCCUGAAUAAUGUGAACGUUCUGAAUUCUGCCACUGGAGAUGCCCUUCCGAAACCAAAUCUGGAUGUGAGUUCGCUUCAGGAAACUAAGGAUUGGCCAUUAGCCAAGAACAACAUCUUAGGAAUUUUGAACACACUGGACGUUGGCAAAUUAAACCUCUUAUCAUCUCAGAAAGGUUUAGGGUUGCAAAUCAACAAACUCAGCAUCCUGGACUUGCAAGUUGGCUUGUCUUCUGAUGGCAAAGGCAUUGAUCUGAAGCUGCCCCUGGUUGUGGAUGCCUCUGUGACUCUGCCUCUUAUUGGCUCCACGGCUGAUGUUGCUAUUUCCUUGGAUCUCAUAACUUCCCUGGCUAUUCAAACCGAUGCCACGACUGGCCUUCCCACCCUGACCAUAGGGAAAUGCUCGAGUGAUUCAGACAAAAUCUCCAUUUCUUUAUUGGGAAGACGAAACACCCUUAUCAACAGGAUGAUGGAUGGUAUUUCUGGCCUCCUUACAAACACAGUGACAAGCCUGCUGCAAAACCAAGUAUGUCCACUGCUCCAGGGGCUCCUCAGCAGCCUGAACAUAAAUAUUGCUCAAGACCUCCUCUCUAGCCUACUGACAGGGCAGUUAGCAGUCCCCCUCUGA
This is a messenger RNA of Phodopus roborovskii (desert hamster), 708 nucleotides long. It is a transcript of the gene Bpifa2, whose product is annotated as BPI fold containing family A member 2. The transcript is spliced from 7 exons. The coding region runs from base 1 to 708 and encodes 235 amino acids. Gene Ontology annotation, molecular function: lipid binding. The record is from RefSeq and is a predicted model, not a curated record. Lineage: Eukaryota; Metazoa; Chordata; Mammalia; Rodentia; Cricetidae.